GAUUUUUCAAUCAUUGAAUAACUUGACAAAUAACUAACUAGCGAAUAAAAAUAUCUGACUGUUUAUCGGACGAAUAACAUUAGUUGUAUUUUUCAAUGGUCAGGUAACGGUCCGGCAGCUAUCUGGGAUUUAAGUUGCUAAGUUCACUUCAAUCCUCUGCGAAGCGAGAAGCACUUAUACGUUGUUACGUGUGUUAGAAGAAGACAGAAAUGACUUGACAUUUGUUUAUUUGACGAUCUGUGAUUUGAUUGACGUUCGUCAUUCGUGGUAUUUUCUUUCGUGAUUUUGUUUGUUGUUGGGUUUUCAAAUUUUAUUAUUGACUCUUUAUUGCAAUAUUCGCAAUGGAAUCAAAAAAGAGAGAACGUGCAGCAAAUUUUAAUAAUGCUGAAGUGCAGUUGCUUGUAAGUUUAGUAGACAAACACAAACAAGUUAUUGAGAACAAGAAGACUGAUGCAGUGACUAACAAAGACAAAGAUGCGGUAUGGAAAAAAAUUGAAACUUCCUUCAAUUCGUGUGGUAUAUCAACGAGUAUCCGCACAUGGAAAACAUUAAAAUUAAAAUAUGAAGGUAUAAAAAAAGUUACCAAGAAAAAGUCUUCACUACAACGGCAGGAAAUGUACCGAACUGGAGGAGGACCAUCAAAUGCUCCCGAUUUCAACGACGUUGAGGAAAAGGUGCUUAGUAUUUGCACCAAUAUCACAGGGUUGGAAGCACGUCACGACAGUGAUACUAUUAUGAUACCUAUAACCUAUGAUGAAAGUGUGGACGCAACGGAGAUGAACUGUGAAAAUCAAAAUGAUGUAGAGAAUGUUAACAAAAUACCAGAUAUGGACCAGUCAUUGACCCCGAAAAGAAAUGUAGAGGGCAAUGAAUUUAUAAACGAUAUAAUGGACCACUCAGUUAUCCUAGAAAUAAAUAAAGAAGAAGACAAUGAAUCUCAAAAAGAAAACAAAUGGGUAAAUUGGCAUCCAAAGGAUCUCAAAACAAAGAUGUCAAAUGUUAUAAAAAUAGACAAAGUCUCCAAAGCGAGUGUAACUGGCAGACUGGAUAAGUUAAGUGCAGCCCGGUUGGAACUCGUACAGCUGCAAAUCGAAACAACAAGGCAGCAACAUCAGUUCACAGAAGAUGAACAUAGACUGAAAAUGUUGCAUCUUGCUAAUGAUGAGGCAAGAAAGCAAAAAAUUCAUGAAUUGCUUGUACUACAAUUAAAAAAUAACAGUAGCGGACCCGUUUUAAAUGACAUGGUAUAGGUAUACCCAUGCUUACCUGGACAGUCAUUAUAAUAUUGCAUAUUUCU
Molecule: messenger RNA, 1297 nt
Organism: Ostrinia furnacalis (Asian corn borer)
Lineage: Eukaryota; Metazoa; Arthropoda; Insecta; Lepidoptera; Crambidae
Exons: 4
Coding region: 342-1250 (302 amino acids)
Cellular component (GO): nucleus
Source: RefSeq, a predicted model, not a curated record